UCUUUUUUCUUUUUUCUUUUUUUCCUUCUUAUCUCUCAUCAUAUAUAAUUUAUAUUGCCUGCCUUUCCACGGCAUGGACCCAAUGACCAAUGCCUUUCUUACCGUUCGAAAUUUAAAUUCAAAUUCCGACCACAACACAACACAAGACAACAAUGUUAUCAUCAUUUGCACAAUAAUAGCCCUAUAUACAAGAAUAUAGAACAAGGCCAAAGAAGGAGCUCAAAAGUUUUGGAAGAGUUUACCAAAAACUCAUGGGGGAACCAACUUGUCUCAUGCAACAACAACCUUUCUCUUAUGCUGCUGGCAUUCCUAAUCAGUCCAAUGAGGACAACCCUAUUCAUACUCUUGGACAGUCCAUCUCCUUUGGAAGGUUCAUGUCAGAAUCUUUAGCUUGGGAGAAAUGGUCAUCCUUCUCUCACAACCGAUAUGUGGAAGAGGCUGAGAGAUUCUCUCGUCCUGGAUCGGUUGCUCAGAAGAAAGCUUUCUUUGAAGCACAUUACAAGAAUCUUGCUGCAAGAAAGGCUGCAGCUUUGCUUGAGCAAGCAAAUGUUACUGCUAAUAACCAAGUGCCUCAGCCUGAACAAAAAAGUGAAGUUCAAGAUAGUGUAACCCAAGAUGCAAAAUUGGAUCUUGAUAAACCUGAGGCAGGGCUUGUUGCUAAUGACAAUGGACCUAACCUGCAUGCCGAAAUUGAAAUUUCUCAAAGUCGUAAGGUUGAAGAAGUUGAUCCAUCGACAGAAAAACAAGCUGCUGUGGAAGAUUGUUUAAAGGUUGAACUUUUAACCCAGAUUGGUGUUGCUGACAAAGAGGAGGAGGUUAAAGAAACUGAGCUUAGUGGAACAAAACUAAUGGAGAAACCCUUAUUAAAGGAUUUCAUCUCUAAGGAAGACAAUCCGGUGCCAAUGAGCAAGAAGAAAGCUGCAGUUUCUUCCUCAUUGAUUUCUGGUCGAGCAUCAAAGCUGCCAUGUUCACCAGCCAAACCUGCAGCAUCUCCAUUUCAUGCCAGAAAAGAAAACAAUGCAACGCCAAUCAGCAAAAAGUAUCCUAUAGAAUCCAAGGAUAGAAAGAAAGCAACUCCAAGAUCUACUCACAAGUCAAUGAAUUUCACUCCUGUCAGGGAAAUUAAUAAAAUAACAUCAAGAAUUAUCAGGAAGAUUGAUAAUUCUAGAGUUAGUUCUAGUUAUAAAGUAUCAAAAGAUUGCUCAACACCUCUAAGGACUCCCACCACGGCAUCUAUGCUUAAAGAAUCUAAACAUCCUCUAGCCACUCCUCAGUCAGAAAACAGAAGGGCAACAACACCUCUUCACCCCUCAGCAUCUGCAAACAAAACAGUUCGCUCAAAAUGGCAUUUCCUGCCGACGGAUUGCUCAAAGUUUGUAAGUGCCUGCAGAAACAAAUCUCAGUCUCCAAAUUUAUCAACGCCAUUCAACCUCAGGACUGAAGAAAGAGCUGCACGAAGAAAGGAGAGGCUUGAAGAGAAAUUUAAUGCCAAUCAGAAAGAAAAGGUUCAGCUGCAAGCAACACUAAAGGAGAAGGCAGAAACAGAAAUUAAAAAACUGCGCCAAACCCUUUGCUUCAAGGCCAGGCCGCUGCCUAAAUUUUAUAAAGAUAGGACAACAACAAAGCAUCACAUAGAGAAGGUUCCAUUGACACAACCCGAGUCACCAAACAAAGGAAGCACACCCAUCCGUAGCAUGGUACAGACCACUGCUCAACCUUCUCACAAGAACAAUGGCACCAAGCAAAUCAUAGGAAAGAAAAUUGACAACCCUCGUUCUCUAGCUUCACGACUCAAAUCGAUUACUCAUGAAAAUACUUCUCCAAAUAUUCAACAAGAAUGAGUGAAUUUUUGGUCUUAAAAGUCUUGAUUAUGAGAUUCUCAAGAGUGAGUGACCUUCGCAAGUUAACCAUUAGGGCUGCAUGGCAAAAUUGAUUUGCAAGCGAAAGAGACUGCUGACAACCAAUCAUGCAAAUCUAGACAUGUUUGCAGAUGUGCUCUUUUCUAACCAUUAUUUAAAAGGCCUAGGAUAGUGUAAAGCUAAUUUGUAUCCUAGACAUUGAUUGGAUAAAUGUACCAUUUGAGUUUGUAGAAAGAAUACACGCUA
Messenger RNA from Ricinus communis (castor bean), 2105 nucleotides. Its product is annotated as protein WVD2-like 7. The transcript is spliced from 9 exons. Bases 252 to 1841 code for a protein of 529 amino acids. Lineage: Eukaryota; Viridiplantae; Streptophyta; Magnoliopsida; Malpighiales; Euphorbiaceae. The record is from RefSeq and is a predicted model, not a curated record.